AUGUUGCCUUCACUAUUGCUGGCCACGACGGCCGCCACUUUGGCAUCAGCACACACCGUCAUCACAUAUCCCGGAUGGCGAGGGAACAACUUACAUACAAAUGACGACUGGCCAUAUGGCAUGCAAUGGCAGUACCCAUGCGGCGGUAUCAAUCUCACAACAAACCGGACAUAUUGGCCCACAACAGGUGGUGCGUUAGCAUUCCAGCCGGGCUGGUUCCAAGGCCAUCAGACCGCAUUUCUUUACGUCAACAUCGGCGUCGGCACCGAUGGACCCGACGGCGGCCCAUUGAACAUGUCCAACCCCAUGGUCCCACCAUUCCAGCUCCUAGGCCCCUCGAACGGGCCAUAUCCCGGCACAGUCUGUCUGCCACAGGUCUCACUGCCGACGAAUUGGACCAUGAACCCCGGCGACAACGCCACGAUCCAGAUUGUGGAAAUCGCUAUGCACGGCGCCGCUUUAUUCUCGUGCGUCGACAUCACCUUCGCCGAACCCGGCGAUGAGAGGAUACCAGUGGUUAACGAGACCAACUGCUACAACAGCUCGGACCUCGGCUUCGCGAGCAUCUACACCAUAACGACGCACGCCAUCGGCGACACGGCCGACCAGAACGUCGCCACUGCCGCCGCAAGCCUGCGCACCGCGGCUCCCUGGCUCGGCUAUCUCCCUGUACUAGCGGGAGCCGCGUGGUUGUUAAUGUAA
This is a messenger RNA of Xylaria bambusicola, 702 nucleotides long. RefSeq lists its product as uncharacterized. The coding region runs from base 1 to 702 and encodes 233 amino acids. Lineage: Eukaryota; Fungi; Ascomycota; Sordariomycetes; Xylariales; Xylariaceae. The transcript has 3 exons. The record is from RefSeq and is a predicted model, not a curated record.